AGACGAGUCUUCCUCACUCGUCUGUAGCGACUCGGCAAUGGAGGAUGUGUGAAUUUAACGGCCAACGCUAGCUUUUUGUUUCAUAGGGGCUAGCCGCCAUUCUCUACUUGCGCCUAAUUUUUUUUUUUGGAACAAGUAAAACAAACGCGUAACUAAAACUAAAACCACAAUAUCAAGAUGAACAUCAUUAAGACAAACCGGGCCGCGUACAACCUAACAAACGGAAACAUGAGCUUUUUGCUAACUCAAAAUGGAGUCGACGGACAUAUGCACUACGGCCCAGGAGAUUCAUCGCCUCAAAUUGCAAUGGGCUCUUCGCUAGCCUCUCACAACGGCAGUGUGGGCUCCGGCGAAGCCCCGAAGCGGCCAAAGAACCUGGCGGUGAGCGCAAAUAAUGUGUAUUUAACAAAAGCCAUUCGCGGGGGCAGCGACGACAUCGAGGACGGAUCUUUGCCGUGCACACCGGAGCUCCACUCGGACAGCGACAUCGACGUGUCCGGUUGCCCGACGGGGGACGAGGUGUUGGACAGCGAGACCACGACACUCAUUGAAUGUUUCCUGAGAGACUUUACUGGACUUUCUAAAUCUCGGUGGAGUGAAAGUAAAGCACUAGCGACCAUGAAAAGAGUUGUGGAUGGCGUUUUGGAGAAACACAGAUACGCGUACAAUGGUAUGAUCAGGAAACUGUCAUUAGACGACAGAGAGGACGAUGCCAGCUUUGUGGGGGCCGUAGCCAAGAGCCUCUUUGCGGACGGGACCACCAACUGGGGUCGUGUCGCCAGCCUGGUGGCCUUCGGAGCGGUGGUGUCUCAGUACCUGACGGAGAAGGGCAGGGGGAACUGCGUGGAGCUGGUGGGACAGGAGAUCUCCUCGUACCUGCUCACCCACCAGCGGGACUGGCUGGUCAAAAACAACUCCUGGGACGGCUUUGUGGAGUUCUUUCGAGUAGCAGACCCGGAGUCCACGGUGAGGAACACACUCAUGGCCUUUGCUGGAUUUGCCGGCAUCGGGGCGACACUGGCCCUGUUGAUCAGGUGAAUUUACUGGACACUCGAGAGACUUUGUCACGAGCAACAAGUUUUUACCUUUUACUUCGCAAUGAAGGACACGGCUGACGAGAGGACGGCGGUGUGUGUGUGUGUGUCCUUUUAACCCCUGCUAUCCAGAAACCCCCACGCGCACGACUACAAAAUAAGUUGAUCUGAAAGGACGUUACCAGCAUAAGUCACCUUUCAAACAAUUAGGUUUUUAUUUAAUUUACAAAGAAAUUUAUUUUUCUAAUAAAUGUAAAAAUGUAUGUAUCUAUGCAAAAAGUGGGAAUCAGUUGAGCUGAUUUUGCUUGAUUAUGGUUCUGUGUUAUUAUUAUAUCAGAAUUCCCUGGCUGUAUUGGCUCCACCCCCCCAAAACAGGAAGGGAAAGCUGCAUUUUUCCAUGACAUGAAGCCCAUUUCCAUAUAUCCCAUUCAUAACUCCUGGAUCUUAUGUAUGGACACCUCAGCCAUGAUAGAGGAGAUAGGGAGGUGGAUUUGCAUCAGUGUAUCUGUUUCCUUGCUAUGAAAAUGUGGGAUGUGCACUAGGAUACAUGAGCAACCACAUGCAGGACUUUUGACUGGACAGCCCUGUGGAGACGCUUUGAGUUUGUUUUGGAUGAACCUCUGGACUGAGUAUGAAAGAAGCAGAUUGUGAUUGAGCGCACCAAAGCUGAGAGUAGUCAGACCUCAGAUAGUGACAAUGAUUUAAAAAAAAAAAGGUUCCUAUCCAGCUUGUAAGCUUGAAAAAAUAAAAAAAAAAUCUGUAAUUCACAUGGUUUGACCUUUUUGAUAUGGUUCAGGGAAUCUUUGCUAAAGACAGAGGUUACACGUACACUCCCCCCUGGUUCUGUUGUGCCGAUAUGUCGCCUCGCUCUCGACUUAACGCCUCCGCACUUGUCAACCUUUUUGAUGUUUAUUCACACCACAACCCAAGACGGCCCAGGCUGCUGUUUCCUCGAAAUUUGCUGAGACUGCAGCAGCGCCUCCAUCACACUAAGCACUCAGCUGCUUCCGCCGAGUUGCACCGUCCUUUGCAAAGCUGGUGCAUAACAUCUGAAUGCACCAGCACAAGCUAUAUUGUGAAACUGGAGUAAAAGAGUUCAAAAUUGCAUAACACUCUGUACUUCCUGGGUUGGAAGGCUACCUAGAAACUGGUGACUUUAAACCAAUACAAUGUUUGACUGGGUACUUAGACUUAACAACAUGUCCUUUGAGUAUUGCCUCUCUGUUUGUUUUUGAUGCUAAAUUACAGCCAUUUUCUCUUCCGUGCUUAUAUUUUUAAUAAGGUUGUAAGGAAGGUUUCCAGACUGCUCCACCAUACCAUGUUCCACUGUACUGUAACUGCUUGUAACAUAAACCUGGGAAUACAAGAAUAUUUUUGCACUUA
Messenger RNA from Morone saxatilis (striped sea-bass), 2417 nucleotides. RefSeq names its product MCL1 apoptosis regulator, BCL2 family member b (gene mcl1b). Lineage: Eukaryota; Metazoa; Chordata; Actinopteri; Moronidae. The record is from RefSeq and is a predicted model, not a curated record. The transcript has 3 exons. Gene Ontology annotation, biological process: intrinsic apoptotic signaling pathway in response to DNA damage; release of cytochrome c from mitochondria; mitochondrial fusion. Gene Ontology annotation, cellular component: mitochondrial outer membrane. Gene Ontology annotation, molecular function: channel activity; protein heterodimerization activity; protein homodimerization activity. The coding region runs from base 178 to 1038 and encodes 286 amino acids.